GCUUGCGCAGUCGAGAGAGAGAGCGAGGAUGGUGGAGUGAUAUGCUGACGAUUUUUUAAUGGCAGGCUUGACACCCAUUUGUCAUUUUUACAACGACUGCACGCGGAUAGCCCUUUAAAAGGUCGCCGUUAAAUGGUAUCUGCCGUCAUGUCUGCCAGGUGGUCCAAGCUUUCCAAGCGAAGGUCCUCAGCGGAGGCCCUGGUAACCCCUCAGGAUGACGGCAUUUUCGUGUACCUCUUCUGGAGCCCCAACGAAAAGCGUUAUUUGUCGCACACGGCGGCAGAACAGGUCACCGCAGAGGAGCUGUGCAUAUCGGCCGCAGAGACUGUCGGGAUAACGCCUCUGUACCAUGUGUUGUUUGCUCUGUAUGACCCCCUGUCACGCUGCUGGUACAGUCCAAAUCACGUUUUUCACCCGGAGAAGGGAUCCUGUCUCAUUCUUCACUACCGAAUGAGGUUUUACUUUCGCAAUUGGCACGGACUUAAUGACAAAGAGCCCCCUGCGAGUCGUUUCGCUGUCAAAAGUGAGCCAGAUGGUGCUGCCGCCACUGGCUUACCGCUGCUGGAAAUCAAAUCAGUGGAGUAUUUAUUCGCCCAGGCUAAGUAUGAAUUUGUGAAUGAAAUGAUUCCGAUGGAGAACGCAAGCUCAGAGGAGGAGCUGAGUCGCUUUAGAAGCGAGAGUCUGGGCUUGGCCAUGCUCCACCUCAUGCACCUGGCGGUGCAGACUGGCAGCACCUUACAGCGUGUUGCAAAAAAGACCCGCUUUGAAAAAUGCAUCCCGAAGUCUUUCGCCAAGCACAUAUCAGAAGACAAAGUCUUUACAAAAAUGAGGAUCCGGUGGAUGUUUGAGCGAUCCAUGCGCACUUACCAGCAAAACAUGGAAGCAAAGCAGCCGGAGGUCAGUGAGAUUAUGUGCAAGUACCUCUGCGCUCUUGAGUACUUGGUGCCGCGUUUCGGCACCGAGACCUUCUCCGUGCGCCACGUGAGGCUGAGCAGGGACGACGAGGACACCAGUCAGGACGCCUCGAAAGGGGACUGCGGGGCCGCAGCCGCGCACGAGCUGAUGGUAUCCGCCGCCGAGGGGCUUCAAUGGAGGGCAACGACGUGCUGUGAGAAGGCCAACGGCCUCCUGAGCGGCGACUACGCAAGGAAAACGAAGCGACGGCCCAGCCAGCCUAGUGCAACCGCUCCCAUUAAGUGGACCUCCUUCUGUGACUUCCCAGAAAUAAUUCACAUUGGCGUCAGGGAAGCUAAUGUUUGCAUUACCACUCAGGACAAUAACUGCAUGGAGGUUGAGAUGAGCUCCAGCAAGGAAGCCCGCUCCUUCAUCUCCCUCCUCGAUGGCUACUACCGGCUGAUUGCGGAUGCCCACCACUAUCUUUGUCGUGAGGUGGCGCCCCCCAGAGUGCUGCUGAGUGAAGCGAAUGGACUGCACGGACCAAUGCAUGAUGACUUCGUGCUCCACAAGUUGAGGAAGGAGGAAGCAGAAGAAGAAGCCUGCCUCGUACGCUGGAGUAUUCUCGACUAUCGCCGACUCAUCCUUGCUGUACCAACCAAAACCCAGAAUGGAUCAAUACCAAGCAACAGGCUGUUUUGCAUCCAGCAUAAAGGCUCCAUCUUCUCCCUGGAUGGCUGGCAGCAGGAAUUCUCCAGUGUGAAGGAGCUCACAGACUCCCUGAAGGACUAUAUACUCAAGUCCGGCACGGAGAGCUAUACUGUUAAAAAAUGCUGUCGGCCCUGGCAAGGAGAGCUGUCCAACCUUCUUGUGAAGAGACACGGUGUAGAUGAUGGUGCCCACACACGCACUCUAUCGCCGAACAAGUUGGAUCUAUGCUUCCAGAUCAAGUACAAAGACCUCAUUCCGGGGCAGCAUUUGGGUUGUGGCACUAGAACUCACAUCUACUCGGCACAUCUGCAAGUCGGGGGAGGAGCUGAUGAGCAGGAGGACGACUUAAACGGCGAGAAACACAAGAAGGUCCGAGUGGUGCUCAAGGUUCUCGAGCAAAGCCAUGAAGAUAUCACAUUCGCUUUCUUUGAGAUGGCAAGUCUCAUGAGCCAGGUGUCUCACAGUCACCUGGUGUUUGUCCAUGGUUUGUCUGUCAACGGAUCUGAAAACAUCAUGGUUGAAGAGUUUGUGGAAUUUGGGCCUUUGGACGUUUUUCUUCGUAAAGAAAAAGACAAAUUGACUCCUCGGUGGAAAUGUAUUGUGGCCAAACAACUUGCCAGUGCCCUGAAUUACCUCGCGACUAAAGGUCUCGCUCACGGAAACGUUUGUGGCAGGAACGUCUUGGUGGCCAGGCAAGGUCUGGGGCAAGGUGCGUCUCCUUUCGUCAAGCUGAGUGACCCGGGGAUUGCAGUCAAUAUGCUUUUUCAGGAAGAGCGACUUGAGCGUAUUCCCUGGAUCGCUCCCGAGUGCGUUUACAGCGAGGCGCCCGUCGGCAUCGGCGCUGACCAGUGGAGCUUCGGAGUCACGCUGCUGGAAAUCUGCAACAACGGCCAUCUCCCAAUGAGCGACGCCACGUUGCUGGAGAAAGAGCGCUUCUACCAGCAAAGGGGAAAGUUGUUGGAGCCGUCCUCUCAGGACCUGGCCACCUUCAUCAGCAAAUGUCUCACCUAUGAGCCCUUGGAGAGGCCUUCCUUCUGCUCAUUGCUCAGAGACCUCUUUGACAUCAUGAACAAAAAUCCGAAUAUAUCCCCCAGUGAAACGCUCCCUCAGGCUCAAUCCACCGUGUUCCUCAAGCGCUAUUUGAAAAAGAGGGGCAACUUAGGAAAGGGUAAUUUUGGAAUGGUGACGCUGUACAUAUACGACCCCGCCAACGACGGGACGGGUGAGCUUGUGGCCGUCAAGGCUUUGAAACAAGAGAACGGCCCCUUGCCCAAGUACUGGCUGAAGGAGAUCGAGACCCUCAAGUCCCUCGAUCACAGCAACAUUGUCAAGUACAAAGGAUGCUGUACUGAAAUGGGAGGACAGGUGGUGCAGCUCAUAAUGGAGUUCCUUCCGCUCGGCUGCCUGGAGAAGUACCUUCAAGAACAGGAACAGAGUACAUCCCAAUGCCUGCUGUUUGCUCAGCAGAUCUGCCUGGGGAUGGAAUACUUGCACUCAAAGCGAUACAUCCAUCGGGACCUCGCCGCACGUAACAUCUUAGUGAAAAGCAACAGCUUGGUGAAGAUCGCAGACUUUGGCCUGUCCAAAUAUAUCCCGGAAAAUGACACCUAUUACCGCGUGUGUGAAGACGGUGACAGUCCAGUGUUUUGGUAUGCCCUCGAGUGCCUGAAACUCAACAAAUUUUCGUUUCGGUCUGACAUUUGGUCCUUUGGCGUGACGCUGUACGAGAUCCUGACCCGCUGCGACCGGGGCCAAAGCCCCCCAGUGAAGUUUAGCAAGAUGGCGGGGUUAUCCCCCAGAGAGAUGAACGUGAGUGCCCUCAUCAGCUUGUUGGAGCGGAGGCAGUACUUGCAUUGUCCCAAAGACUGCCUGCCUGAGCUGAGGAACAUGACCGAGCAGUGUUGGAAUCAAGAUCCCGCUCAGAGGCCCUCAUUCCGUUCCCUCUUUGAGAAGCUGGAGGCUAUCCGUUCACAGCCAAAUGUUGACUUUUUUUAGGUCUGGACUUCACUCUAUACUUACUUGAAUACCACUUAAAAAUACUUUUACAAAUGUCAGUUUCUGCCAUAUAUUGUGGCCUGGCAUCAAUAUUAUGAACAAGGAACCAUCAUGGAGAAAGGCCAGCAGACCGAAAUACUAUAAACUUGUAAUUAUGCAUUAGGUUGUUGAAUUUUUUUACAUUUUACAGGGUUGAUAGAUUUUGGAUUAAAUUUUGUAUAAACCAUAAAAUACUUUCUCGGUUUAACAAAUCA
Molecule: messenger RNA, 3854 nt
Organism: Phycodurus eques (leafy seadragon)
Lineage: Eukaryota; Metazoa; Chordata; Actinopteri; Syngnathiformes; Syngnathidae
Gene: tyk2
Product: tyrosine kinase 2
Exons: 24
Coding region: 133-3600 (1155 amino acids)
Biological process (GO): peptidyl-tyrosine phosphorylation; cell differentiation; cytokine-mediated signaling pathway
Cellular component (GO): cytoskeleton; membrane; cytosol
Molecular function (GO): non-membrane spanning protein tyrosine kinase activity; cytokine receptor binding; ATP binding
Source: RefSeq, a predicted model, not a curated record